Wallemia ichthyophaga EXF-994 is the source of this 855-nucleotide messenger RNA. RefSeq names its product Heme oxygenase 2. Gene Ontology annotation, biological process: heme oxidation. The record is from RefSeq and is a predicted model, not a curated record. Lineage: Eukaryota; Fungi; Basidiomycota; Wallemiomycetes; Wallemiales; Wallemiaceae. The transcript has a single exon. Gene Ontology annotation, molecular function: heme oxygenase (decyclizing) activity. Bases 1 to 855 code for a protein of 284 amino acids.
AUGAACCCCGCGGAAAUUGACAAGACACCAGCGUCAAAGCUCCUCAAAUCGGGCACUCAGAUAGCGCACGAUCUAGUGGCCGAGUCACCAACGGCGAUGAGGCUGCUCAGUGCACAGAUGCCUUUCUCCACGUUUGUUAAAUACACAAUAUGGCUUCAUGAGCUGUACGACACGCUCGAGACGUCGAUACAGAAGCUCAGUAGCGAUCCACACCUGUCACCGCUGAGCAGAUUAGACGUGCUAGCCCGAGCACCGGCUUUGAAGGGCGACCUGACAAACCUGCUAUCGCCCUCGAUGAGAGAGAGAGUUCUCUUGAAAGGGGAUGUGAGUUGGCGCGACCAUCCUUUUGCGAAAGCGGUCCUGUGUCAGCUUCCUAGCAGUCUCGAGAACUAUCGAGAGCGGAUCAGGACAGCUAGCGGGCUGCAGCUCGCUGGACACGCCUAUGUGCGAUACUUGGGCGAUCUAAGUGGUGGUCAGAUCAUACAGAGGAAGCUGGGUAAGGCGUACAAGCUGGAGGAGCUCGACGCGAAGCAGUUCUAUGAUUUCCCCCCGCUCGAUCCUGCUCAAGAAUACCCAGCUAACGCGGCUCAAGUGAAGAAGAUCAAAAGCUGGUUCAGAAGAUCACUCGACAUAAUCGCGCAGUCGGUGGAAGAGAAGACGAUACUGAUCGAUGAAGCUAGCAAGUCAUUCAUAUUCAACAGCGACUUGUUUAUCGACUUGGAGAAGCAUACAGUGGUAGCACCGGAACUGAACCAGUCAGGUAAGGAGCCAGUGGAAGAAUCAAUCAGAAUGAGCUAUGUUAGAGUACUGGUUGCGUUAUUACUGCUUGUUGUCAUCGGAUACUGGGUAUUGUAA